Xenopus tropicalis (tropical clawed frog) is the source of this 6427-nucleotide messenger RNA. RefSeq names its product zinc finger, CCHC domain containing 2 (gene zcchc2). Gene Ontology annotation, molecular function: phosphatidylinositol binding; zinc ion binding; nucleic acid binding. NCBI's taxonomy places the organism in Eukaryota, Metazoa, Chordata, Amphibia, Anura, Pipidae. The transcript has 12 exons. The record is from RefSeq and is a predicted model, not a curated record. The coding region runs from base 285 to 3251 and encodes 988 amino acids.
UCGCCAGGACUGCCAGCAGCUUUCCGUCUGACGCUUGGAUAGUGCGUACGUUUGGGGGUGGAGGGCAGACGGGAGAAGCCAGGGAAAGAGAAGGAGCGUAGUGGAAGUCGGCCCCUGAUCCACCCUGUGUGCACGCCCAGGUUUCCCUGUGCCCGGAUUGACAGCGAACCCCCGGGACUGAAAGGGACCGCCCGGGAAAUGACAGAGCAGCCCAGCGCCUGACACGCCUCGCUGUGAGCUUCGGUGCUACCUUGGUGGAUGCUGCCCGGCUGAAUCGUCCGAUAAUGCUGAAAAUGAAGCUUCCCCUAAAGAAGAGCAAACACAAGGCGUCUGAUGAAGAGGAGGAGGAUGAGGAAGAACGGGCAGCCAUGUGCGAUACUCCCCACGACUGGGCAGCGCCUGGCGACUCUUUGCAUCGGGAGACCGUGUACCGUUGGUUCGUGAAGUCUUUGGGCCCGGCCAACCGGCUGGAAUUCGCCUACGGGCUCCUGGACCUAUGUAAUCCACUGGAGUUGCGAUUCCUCGGCUCUUGCCUGGAGGACCUGGCCAGAAGGGACUGUCAUUACCUGCGGGAGUGUGAGAAUAAGGCUAAUGGGCUGGCCGGGGAGCCGCUACUGGGGGACUUGGGCGAGCCCAUCUCCCGCGCUAAGCUCAUCAUAUAUCUGGCACUGCUCAACUCGGGCAGCCGGGAGGUGGCCAGUCGGCUCUAUCGCCUGUUGUUGCCCGAAGUGGGAAUCGAGAGGGUACUGGGAGGCAGGGACCGGGAGGAGGACAGCGCGGAGGCGGCAACGGCCCGUGAGGAGCUGCUACUUCUAUUCACUAUGGCCUCUCUGCAUCCCGCCUUCACUUUCCACCAGCGGGUCACCCUUCGGGAGCGCCUGGACCGGCUCCGGGAGGCCAUGGGCAGAAAAAGUCGGCCUGAGGGCAGCGUCAAUGAAUAUUUGCCAAAUAGUGAGGACCAUGUGUCAUCAAAUGACUCUGUCUGCCACAAUGGGAUCAGCACAGUAUCUCACAAAUUGCAGAAUGAAGCUGUACAUAUUGAGAAAAUUGCCUUUAAAGGUGCACAGAGAAAAAGGGCUGACAAAAAUCUGGAGUACACAUUUAAGGUUACCUGGUCAGAUCAUUCUGUAACUUCUGUGACUAAGUCACAUCAUGAGCUGCUGGAAUUCCUUUUAAUGCUUCCAAAUGAACUGUCAAGGGAAGCAUUUGAUGAGACAAUACUGAGAGCACUAAAUCAGGGUUCCCAAAAGAGGGAAGAUCGUCGACAUACAGACCUGGAGCCCAUAAUAAGGCUAAUGUUUAGAUCACCAUCCCAAGCACUCCUACAAAACCAGAAGGUUUAUAAAUUUUUUAAUUCACUUCCGAUGGAAUCAAGUCCUUCACGCAGUAUUGUACAGGCUAAUCAGAAGUCAUGCAAAACACCUGAACUUUUCAAGGAAGACAGUUCUGAGGCUUCCAGUCAGGAGGAAGAAAAUCAGCACCGCUUAACAAUCUACAAGAAACCACUUGGAAAAUGUCCAGUUGUAAAAAACACUUCUACUAUUAAAAAUUCUCCUACUGAUGGCCUUCACAAGCAGCCUUGUGAACAGAAUGGUGAAACAGAUUGGCGGAAGUCAGCCUGCCCCAAAUCUUCACAUUCAGAACACUGCAUAAACUUGGAGCAUGCUCGAACAGUAGAUAAUUGGAACUUAAGGAUGACGAGUCGGGAGAAGACCCCUUCUCAAAGAUAUAAUGCAGAGAAACUAGAUGGACGCUCAAUCAACAGAAACAAUGGAGUGAAAACUGUGCAAAGUCUUAGAACAACUGUAGGUAAAGAUACAGACAGUAAUUCAGAUGAAUCCACCAAAAAUGGUCCCAGCUUCCCAACUUUUGGUACAGUUACUGCACCCAUUGCAAAGUCUGUUUCUCUUGGUAAUGAUGAAGCCCGUGUGAACAAUAAUUUACAUCUUCCCAAAUAUUCGCACAUUCCUUUUCUGGCUCCUAUGCAUUGUAUGAUUUCUAAUGGUUCAGAAAAGUUGGACCCUGUACUGAUUAGCCCCGGUUCUGUGUCUUCUGUAAGAGAACCAUUUUCCCAGGCCCCAAUUGGAAUGGGCCAAAAACUUGUUGCCUCAGCAACUGGAGAAUCCGAAAAACACAUUGAAAUACUGACUCCUCUUCCACUUCCAUCCACUUUCCUUCCACGGAAUUGUCAGCCCAGUAACCAUGCGUUACAUUUACCAGUUUCGAGACUGAAAAUAUCUUCUCCUCAGGGGCCUGCAGAGACCUGUACUAUGAAUGGUUCUGCACAGACUGGCUUGGCUCUGGGCACGGCUAGUGGAUUUAUUUCAGGUCACAGUUCAGUGGGUUUCUCACCAUCUCCCUCAGCAGCACCAGACCCCAUUACUAAACACCUUUCACAAGUUGUAGGCCUUAAUCAGGUAGUGCCUCAUCGUGAUGGAGGGGCCAUGCCUCCUCCAACAAACCUAAAACUGGUUCUCCCUAGCACUAACUUGUCCCCGGCUCCUCCUGCAGUCCCUUACCCAUUGCCUGGGGCUACACUUGCAUCUGCAAAUACAAAUGUGCUUAAUGCUGCUGCCACCACUGCUUCAUCUCAGCCAGCAAGUGUUGGCAUUGGUCUUGGUCAAGCUACCGUUCCUCCUGCUGUUCCUACCCACACACCCGGACCAGCACCAAGUCCAAGCCCUGCUUUGACCCACAGCACUGCACAGAGUGAUAGCACUCCCUUUAUCAGUGCAGCAGUUAACAAUACCAGCACGAAUGGAACACUUCUAACCCCCCAGCCAGUGGGACCAGGGGCAUGUGGUUCUUGUGGGCGUAGAUGCAGUUGUGGGAACAAUGGCGGAGCACCAGUGAGUUACAUUUAUGCCAACACAGUCCCUGGACCUGUGUAUAGAGGUUCUCCAUUUUUGACUUUUGUCAAUGGCACCUACCUCAACCAAGCACAUCAGAGUAAUGGAGCACAGCUUCCUUUCUACCUUACUCCAUACCCCAAUGGACUUAUGCAUGACCCUCUGCUUGGGGGACAAACCAGCUAUGGUAUGCAGCAGAUACCAGGCUAUGGAAGGUUCUUUCCAGGGUACCAAACCCCUAAUGUGGUAGCCAGUGCCAAUGGAUCAGGGCCCAAGAAAAGCAGCAAUGUCUCGUGUUAUAAUUGUGGGUUAACUGGACACUAUGCAAAUGACUGUAAGCAACCUCAUAUGGAGGCCAAUCAGCAAGGUAAUCGUGAUAACUCCCAGAGGACUUGUUUCUAAAUGUCUUGUGUCUUUUCCUCCUUACACAUGGUGACUAUGGUCUAGUUGUAUGUCCGUGUGAGUGUUUUUUUUUGCUCUUGCUUUACUGUCUACAGAGGUACUAAAUGUUGUGCUGGGGUUUAGUCACCAUUCCAGUGUUCUGUUAGUUUGAAUUGUUCUUGCAACAUUUCCCCAAAAGUAACAAUUGUAAAAAAAUAAAAUAAAAUAAAAAGAAAGGUAGCUAUGUAUGUUGCUUUUACUAGUCCUGUAGUGGUCUAAUUUUGUGCCUAAUCAUUUCCACAUCCUGUGCCUCAAUAGCCUCUUACUGAAGUCCCUCCACGUAGAACAGGCUCUGUAGAGUUAUUCUGUGUAAAGACAAACCCACAAAUGCAUUUACACCUUUAUUCUUGGAAUAACUAUAUGUUUUCCUACACAAUAUAUGUAUGUGGGCUCCACACUGUGAUUCUUUUAUGAAUUAAGCUAUGCUGCGAACUAUUAAUGAUCAUGAAUAUUUUUUAAUCAAGCAGUAGCCAUAGUUAUUGGAAUGGUUUGUUCCUGGGCAGAAAAGAAUUAUCAGAAUAUUUAAUCCCUGCCUCCAGUUUGCACUGGGCCUUUGGAGGGGUGUUCGAGUUUAGCGCUGUUGCUAAAUGGUGUUCUACUGCUGUGAUAAACGUGUCUAUUCAAUAUGAGACAAAAUCUAACUGCAGGUAAUCCCUCAGGAUGGAAUUUUAACAAAUUGGCCCCUUUUAGUCUGAGAAAGUGCCUUUCCCCAUCUGUCCAUUUGUUACCCUUAAGCAUAUUCUGUGUGAACUUGUUUCCUUCCAAGCUCUGACAGAGCAGUUUUCUUUCAUGUUUUAGGCACUUACUGGCUGAGGUAUGCACCUCCCCCUUCCCAUGAUCCCUUGGAUUCUGCUGACUAAACCCAGUCUACAGAUAUAACAAUAAAUCCCAGUGUCGUCUUGUUACAAUGUCUGUGGAAGUUUGUUUCAUUUGGAACUGUGUGUAGAAUCUUAUCGUUGGCCACCACUUAAUGGAGAAACAAAACGUGUUACAGUGCCAUUAAACGUAAUGCUUGAACUGAAGAUUAGUGUGUAUUUAUAGAUAGAUAUAUAUAUAUAUAUGUGUAUGUAUACUUGUGUGCAAUGCUGGAUGCUGCCUUAUAUGAGUGAGAACAAAAGAAAUGACUGUGGCUUGGAGAGUGCAGUGGGUGAUGGAGUUUUUAUUCUGCCUCCACAGAAACCUCCAUCUGCUGACUUUUACUGCUCUGGGGACCCAUUUAUUCUUGCACAGUAUGUCUCCUUUAUAUUAGGUCACAGUGCAUGCUUCUGGAAGAAUGGUUUUGGGUAAUGAUGUUUAGCAUAUUCCGUAUCAGUAUUUUAUUUGUAUGUACUGGUGUUGUGGGCACAAUCUGGCAUAAUGAAAAAAGGUUGUUAACCUGUGUUCUCUCCCACUCCUGACUGGUUUUGAGAUUGUAUUGAUAAAGAUUAUGUCUAUGGUUUAAAAGUACAAUAUAGUAGAACCUGGAUUUUAAGUUUCCCAGGGGACCAUAUUCAAACAGUGCAAAUUCUGGGAAAAUGUUAAAUCCAGGAAACUGCUGCUUGCCUACUGGAAAAUCGAAAAUCGGGAUUCCACUGUAUUUUAGUUAGGCCUGACUCCUUUUUGUUUUCAAUUAAAAGGGAAUAAACAUUAUUUUUUUUACCAAUUAAAUUGGUAAUGGACAUAAGAGGAGCUCAUGGUUGCCAGGUUGACUGGAACCUAAGCUGGCCCCGGGAAUAUUAUUCACUAUUGUAGCUGGUUUGUCCAUGGCUAAAUAGAUAUACAUUUUUCUAAUGACUGUGCCCGUGUCACUCUUACCUAAAGUGUUUUAUUCGUGUCGCAAACCAAGCAACGUUUCGGGCCUCGGCAACCCUUUAUCAAGUGUGCCCACUGUCGGUGAUAUGUCACCUGGUUUGUGGCACAAAGAAAUCACUCUACUUCUACCAUCUUGGAGUGCUGCUGGAGUAUUCUUUGCAGAAGGCUUGCACCUGCCGCUUCAGAAAGUGGAACAAGUGUGUAAGUGGAACCUUCUAUAGCGCUACUUGCCACUCUCAUCUUUGUAUAGCCAGGGUAUAACCUAUGUAAGGUAGGUUUCCCCUAAAAUUUUGCUGUAUACCCUUUGUUGCUUAUGUUCAUGGACACACAUUGGUAUGUGGGAAUAAAUGCAUUCUCCCAGUGCAUUUACAGUAUUUAUUGUAACUGUACAGAUUUCAUUUUAAAUAUGAAUGCUCUUAUGCUGGGCCCGGUCUUUCAUUUUCUUUUUUUUUUAAUUCUACCACUAAGAUUGAAUCAUAAUGUGAAAGACUGAAUUUUUGUUUUGUUAAAUGUCUUCUCUGCAAAUAAUGCUGCUGAUUCUUUUAUGAGUUAUGUGUAACUCUGAGGUCCAAGGCUUAGUGUGUGCAGGCACCUUUGGUGCCCAGUGGGUAACUGGCAAAUGCGCUGAAAGCUUUGCUUCUUGUGUGGCACAUGAGUGUAUACAUGGAUUGUGUGUCACACACAGGAUCAGCACUGUUUGCCCAUACACUUCUUUAUUCCUCAAUAACUUCCUUCACCAGUUCUUUCUAGGCUUUUUCACUAGCAAGUGGAUCUUCACAAAAAAUUAUGUUGGGAAUUCAGGCAGCACUCAAAUAUUUAUUUAAAAAAAACAAAAACAAAACUAUUUACGUAAAAAUCCAGCCUCUUUUUAGCCUCCUAUUGCAACACUUGAAAAAGAAAAUACAUUUUUGAUUUUUUUUUUUUUUUUUUGUUGUGUAUUUUUUUUUUCAAGACAUUAAGAAUAUUUGUGUUUAUCUGAAGCAGGCGAGAGGGGGCUUGGGUAGAAAAGCAAACAGUUCAUACAAAAGCUUUAAUUUAAAGGAGAAAUAUUUUAUUUAAUCUAAGUAUUUUUGGAUAUAAUGAAAAUGUUUAGAAUGCAGUUGAACCGUUCUAUUGAAGGUAAUGCAAGGUCUCUAUGGUUACAACAAUAAGCCAAUAAGAGGUUUUUAAUAUUGUACUGUAAGUGGGGGGCUGUUACCUUCUUUUUCUUUGUAUGUUUACCAUGUACUUUGAUAUUUCAACUGUUAUGUACUGGAAAGGUUACUUAUAUUUCUAGAAGAGACUUUGGAUUUUAUGCAAACUUGUUUCCUUCAAUUAACAGCAAUAAAAAAAAAAGGAAAAACAAA